This is a messenger RNA of Momordica charantia (bitter melon), 2004 nucleotides long. RefSeq lists its product as uncharacterized. The record is from RefSeq and is a predicted model, not a curated record. NCBI's taxonomy places the organism in Eukaryota, Viridiplantae, Streptophyta, Magnoliopsida, Cucurbitales, Cucurbitaceae.
UAUACAUAUGCAGUGUAGCCCCAACAUUACAACAGCACGAACUUUCUUUGUUUGUAUCAAAUUAUUGAUUUUUCAAUUGAGAAAGAGAACCCUUCUAAUUGAAUUUGAAAUCAGAGCUGUGAAAUUGGAUGUGGGUGUUGUUCAAAUUCAAUUUUUUCUAUCAUCGUCUUCCAUACGGACCAUCCCUUCUCCUCCAUAGCCCAAAUGGGUUUGAGCUGUAGUCGUCUGGGGUCGCGCCCUUCUCGCUCCCGAGAUAACCGCACCAACCGCUCCAACUUCUGUUCUCUCUUCUGCGGUGCUUCCACUUCUCGCGCGAUUCAUCGGAUGGAAGAUUCUACAGCUCAAUUUCCCGUCCAUUCGACAGAACAUUGUAGUCACAAUAUUGAUGAUGUUCAAAGCCUCACAAGUCGAUCUUACUCGAUCUCCAGUACGAGAACGGGACUUCCUAGUGUAAGCACCAAUUCUCAGAAUGCAUAUGAGAAUGGCAUUGCAGUCGGUGAGGAGCAAUGUGCUUUUCAUGAUCCAAGAAAUAAUGAUGUCAAUAGUCAUGGGAAGUGUUUGUCUCAGAAUAAGGAAUCAGCUCCUUUCCAACAGGUUAGUGCUGAUUACAGUCAUGAUGAAUCUCAUAGAAAUAGUAAUACUACCAAUGGUACUUCAUUUAAAGGACGUCAAUCUUCGGAACCAGUCUCUGUAAAUAUUUUGGCUAACGAAGAUGCAGUAAAUGGCAUUGAUAGUUCAGUGGACAAGAGUGCAUCUCCAGUCUGCACAAAGGUCAUGCUUACAGCAAGCAGUUCGACUACUCAAGAGGUCGGAGACUUGCGUUCCAGUGAGUUGACAGGUUAUAUUCAAGAGGACGAGGCGACAGCUUACUGCAACCCGGACUCUGAAGCUUGUCCUUGUGGUUCUGAUCUUCCAGUAACUUCUCAGUCUCUUGGAGAUGAAUCUUCUCAAGAGGUACACUCAAGUUUAGAAUCUCUCGUGUCUGAUGGUAGGGAACAAGGCCAAGAAGAUGUGGGUAUGCCUCUUGUUGAUAUGGUCGAUAUUUCUUCCAAUGUUUUAUCUACGACUAGCACUGAUGCAAGUUAUAUUGAGGCCAGAAGAAAUAGCAGAAGACUGUUUUGGGAUGCCUUCUCACGACGUAGUUUUAGAAGGCAUAGUGAAUCUCCGUUUCUUUUCCCAUCUAAUAACAUUAGUAAUACAGGAGAUACAGACCGAUGGCUCCUCAAUAUAAGUGGUGAUUUUAUGGAUGAUGAAGUGGGUGCCGAUUCAAGACAUUUUGCCAGCAGAAUUCACAUCUUGAAUGAGCAACAAAGAAACUCAAGAUCUCAGAUAUGGGAAAGACUUCGUAGUAGUCUCAGUGAAAACAGUCAGCAAAAUUCAUCUUGCCCAUCAGGCAUUCACCCUGACGGUGCUUGCACGUGUGACUCAUUUUCAAGGAUCGAACACUCGAGUACCCGUGCAAGCAUAUCACGAAUAAUCAUGCUUGCUGAAGCAUUAUUUGAGGUCUUGGAUGAAAUUCAUGGUCAGCCUGUUUCUCUUGCCCUAUCCAUGGUUUCACUCCCAGCACCAGAGUCAGUUGUUGACUCUUUUCCUCUGAAGAACCACGAAAAAACGACAAAUGGAGGGGAUGAUAUUGAGCAAUGCUACAUUUGCCUGGCUGAAUACGAAGACGGUGACAAAAUAAGAGUUCUUCCUUGUCGCCAUGAAUAUCAUAUGUCAUGUGUUGAUAAAUGGUUGAAGGAGAUUCAUGGAGUAUGCCCACUUUGUAGAGGUGAUGUUCGUGCAGGCUCAAACGACGAGUGUUCGGUUUCAAACCCAGAAAUUCCAACAAUUUGACAGAAUUGUAUGAUAACCAGUGAGAAUAUGGCAAAUAUGGCACUUUCAUAGUCAUGUUCCUGUUAAUACUGGGGGUUGAUUAAUUGAAUCCCCCCAUGAUUUAGUUGUUUUGUAAGUCAUUCAUAUUGUACAGCGGUUUCAGAUGAAAUAUUUGCAUAUAAGUUUUUA